UAGUCACUGGCGCAUGUGUCGUUGCUAGUUUACAACUGGCGCAGAGCGUUCUUUUGCCACCAGCGCCACUCGCCGGUAAAUUAGGGAAUGAUCUUGCGCCCCAAGGGGCGGUUCGGCGGAAGGAGGAGGCGUGUUCUGGCGCAAACGGUAUUUUGCCGUUUCUGAAAACCAUUGCGCUACUGACCAGGAAAUACCUGGUUUAAAGUCAGUGGCGCGUUGUUCAGAUGCUAUUUUAAGGGCGCAUGCAUACAUGCGCAUGCGAUGCAUACGGAUUGCUUGUGCACCUCGCGCAUACACUUUGCUUCUCUCAUCUACACGGACAGCAGUUCCCAUUUUUGCAAACCAUACAUAAUUACAAGGAAAAUAAAAUAUUACCACACAAGGAAAAUCAUUGUGGUGUCCAUAAAGAUAAAAUAAAUAGGCAUAAAUCUAGCGUACACAUUUACCCAAAUUAUUCACGCGAAUUGUAGCAGGCGUAAUGACGGAUCAAAUUAACCUGGUUGACCAAUAGUGGCAAGAGACACAUGUAUAUAAGGAAUGGACACCUGUCAAAGUGGGUUGUCCGUCAAGAAUCAGGAACCACAAUUCUGAAGACUGCGAAAUCACCUUCUGUAAGUCCAUUUAAAACCUUACUCUGCAACUUACCAGUUAAGUUGAGGUUACUCAUAAUUUUUCUAUUGCACAGUGGAAUGGAAUACGUCUUGGGACAGAGGAUCAGACGCCAAAGGGAGAGGGUCUACCGGCCCAGACACACCUAUCUCUCCCUGAGUGAGGAGGAAUGCAGGCGUAAGCUACGCCUGACCCGUCAGGCUGUCACCGACAUCUGUCAUCUCCUGGCAGAUGAGCUGGGGACUGAUGCACGCUGUCCCUAUGCCCUCCCCGUUGCAGUGAAAAUUACAGCGGCACUGCAUUUCUAUGCAUCUGGGUCGUUCCAGCAUCCCCUUAGUUGUAUUGGACGCAUUUCACAAUCGGCAGUAAGUUCGGCUAUACAUGCAGUUACGUCAGGUCUAGUCCAACAUGCUGGGGAAUACAUCAAAUUCCCCGUUACACCUGACAGCCAGGAAAGAACUAAGCAGGAGUUUUGGACCAAGUAUGGGUUCCCUGGCGUCCUUGGUGCUAUAGACUGCACCCAUGUGCAGCUACGUGCCCCAUCACUAAACGCACUCACAUACAUAAACCGGAAGGGAACUCAUUCAAUUAACAUCCAAGUAAUUUCCGAUGCUAAUUGUCGAAUAAAUCAUGUCUUUGCCAAUUACCCUGGCUCAAGCCAUGACUCCUUCAUAUUGGCAAACUCGACCAUUCCUGCCAUAUUCGAGGGGAAUCCUCCCUUGGAUGGGUGGCUGUUGGGGGACAACGGCUAUCCGUUGAAGACAUGGCUCAUGACCCCAUUUCUUAUGCCUGCAACAGUGCGCGAAAUGGCAUUCAACAGAAAACACACACAAACACGCAGUGUAAUUGAACGUACUUUCGGAAUUCUGAAAAUGCGCUUCAGGUGUUUGGAUAGGUCAGGUGGUACUUUACAGUAUGGUCCUCAAAAAGUCGCAGCAUUCUUUGUGGCAUGUUGUGUUUUACACAACAUUGCCAUGAAUCAUGGAUGUGUCGAUGACAUUAAUGAGGAUAGAUUAGAGGACUUAAUGAGACGUGAUGCUGAACUGCAUGUGCCGAUGCCAUUACGUCCAAAUGCCCCAGCAGCAGCACGGGAGAGGAGAGCUCAUCUGUCAGAGGAGCUGCAUCGUAUAUAGUGAGGCCUUUUACGCCUGCCUCGGCGGGAUCCAACAAAUGAGGGUCCGGGAGUGGCGACGCUGGAUGUGCUCCUGGUGGAGCGGGUGGACGGAG
Anoplopoma fimbria (sablefish) is the source of this 1836-nucleotide messenger RNA. RefSeq names its product putative nuclease HARBI1. Lineage: Eukaryota; Metazoa; Chordata; Actinopteri; Perciformes; Anoplopomatidae. The record is from RefSeq and is a predicted model, not a curated record. The transcript is spliced from 2 exons. Bases 525 to 1742 code for a protein of 405 amino acids.